Molecule: messenger RNA, 1776 nt
Organism: Bathycoccus prasinos
Lineage: Eukaryota; Viridiplantae; Chlorophyta; Mamiellophyceae; Mamiellales; Bathycoccaceae
Exons: 1
Coding region: 1-1776 (591 amino acids)
Source: RefSeq, a predicted model, not a curated record
AUGACGAUGCCUUCUCUCGUCGCAUCUUUCUCAAACUCGUUCGCGACGCAGACCAUAAAACCCAAUGAGAACAGAGGACGAAAGGAUAGUUUUUCAUCCAAAGAUCGUUAUUUAAGUCAAAACGUAACGUUAAAAUUAAAGUCGGAUGAUUGCGCGUUGGGAAGACGUAAACGACGCACACGAGGAGGAGGACGAAACGGAUCGUCUUCUUUCGUUGCCAUCUCUGCGAACGGUGAUGAUGUCGAUGUCGAUGUCGACGCACUGAGGAGACCGGGAAAGAAGACGACGAAGAAGACAAAGAGAGAAAAGAAACCUUUAAAGGAAAUCGCAUCGAAUUUAUUCACGGCGUUGAAACCGGUGCGUUUGCGAGACGACGACAGCGAAGCCGCGCAGGAGCUGAAAGCUAUUCUGGAACUCGCUCGAAGUCGUCCAAGCGACGAAGGCGAUAACGGUGACGUGAGCGGCGUCCGAGAACGCAUUCGGGCGGAAGCAAAAAAGAAAGUCGGCACGACUGUCGCGAAGUAUUGGAAGGCGAAGUUUAAGGAGUUUGGAGAGUCCGAGGCGGUGAAAGACGCGGCGCCGUUGAUGGGGAGCGCGGUGAACGUGGCGGUGACCGGGUUAGUUUUAAGGAUAUUUUUACCGCGGUUGGCGGCGUUGAACGCGGUUGGAGGGUUCGACGAGUUGGCGGAGUUCUUCGGGAUACCACCGAGAGACGAUUUGAUUGGAUACUUGGAUCAGAUUAACGGUCAGCCGAUGAUUGCUAUUUUUGGUAUUUACGUUUUACUCUUCUUCGCGGAAAAAGUGACGAUGACGGAUGAGUUCUUACCGAUUGGAUUUGUGUUGCCGGUGUUGUCGCCGAUGGUGUUUGGGAACGUGUUGAACGGAACGGUGUUGACGUCGUUGGCAUCGACGAUUGCGGCGAGCGCAAACUUUUGGUUGGGAAGAACGGUAUUGCGAGAGAAAGCGCUCAACUUCAAAUGGUUUUCCAAGGACGGAGAGCCGACGAGAGAGAGAAAAUGGUACCAAGCGUUGGAUAGACGAUUCAAUUCGGAGAAUUGCCCGGAUCAAGUCGUCCCGGAAGGAUUCAAAUCGGCGCUGUUGUUGAGGUUGUGUCCGAUUUUACCCAUUCCAAUCAGCGGUAACUGGUACGUGUGUGGCGUGACAAAGUUGAAGUACUGGGAGUUUUUCGCGGCGCACUUCAUCGGGAGCUCCAAGACGGCGUUUAUCGACGCGUAUUUAGGAAGCAUCAUUUUGCGCACGAUUUUGUCCCCCGAAGUCGACGGCGUGAGUGGAGCGGUGAAAGAACAAGCGAAAAAUGCGGUUAUAUUUGAAACGUGCGCGCUUUUAGGCGUUUCGAUUUUAGUUUCCACGUACGCGACGCAGUUGUUCACGGACAUUCUGGACGAGGAAGGCGUAGACGCGGACAGUUUUGGUUUCGGUAAUAAAGAAGAAGAAGAAGAAAAACAAGAAACGACGACGACGAACGCGUUCGCGUUCGUCGGCGCCGCCGCGGCAUCCACGGACGACGACGAAAACGAAGGAACUUCAUCACCCGAAGCGGCAGAAACCGAAGAAGACAAAAAACUCAACCGAGCGCUCCCGGGCGAAUCCUUCGAUUUGAUGUCCACGGACGAAGACGGUGAAGUCUUCAUCAACGCCGGCGAUUAUUUAUCUCGACAACGCGCGUUAGAAUCUGGCGAUUUCGACGCGUUGGCGGAUAUGGAUAAGGCGUUUGAAAAGUUGAGCGAAGUCGACGACAUGGGUCCGGACAUGUGA